Messenger RNA from Gossypium raimondii (Peruvian cotton), 2085 nucleotides. RefSeq lists its product as uncharacterized. Bases 1 to 2085 code for a protein of 694 amino acids. The transcript is spliced from 6 exons. The record is from RefSeq and is a predicted model, not a curated record. NCBI's taxonomy places the organism in Eukaryota, Viridiplantae, Streptophyta, Magnoliopsida, Malvales, Malvaceae.
AUGGCCCACCAGACCUUGAAGCAAUUGGCCGCACCUAACUUGGCUACGCAACCACCAUCUAUCACUUAUCCUACCCUUGAUAGGCCAUUAAAGCUUAAUUCAGGAUUCCUGAACUUGUUGCCGAAAUUCAAUGGACUACCAGGUGAGGACCCUUACCGUCAUAUUAAUGAAUUUAUAAUAACUUGUUCGACUAUGCAGCCAGAUGGCAUUGAAGAGGAACAAAUCAAGCUCCGAGCUUUUCCUUUCUCGUUACAAGGGUUGCACAAAGCUUUUCUUGAGAAGUUCUUUCCAGCAUCUAGGAUAGGGUCAAUCAGAAAGGAUAUUUGUGGAAUUAAGCAACUGCAUCAGAUUAGUGAACAGCUUUUAGUACAAUAUUUUUAUGAGGGGUUGAUGCCACAAGAUCGAGGAAUGAUUGAUGCAGCGAGUAGAGGUGCAUUGGUUGAUAAAACUCUGGAGCAAGCCCGAAAUUUGAUUGCUAAUAUGACACAGAAUACACAGCAAUUCGGUCUCAGAAGGUUCGAUUUGGGUAAACGAAUGGAUGAGUGCCAGUCGAGUAUGAUGGAGGCUCAGUUAGCUAAUUUAACGGCUAUGGUAAGUAAAUUGAUGACUGGAGGUAAUGCGAAAGCUUCACUAUGUGGCAUUUGUUGUUUGGAAGGACAUACCACAGAUAUGUGUCCGACAUUACAGGAAGGGGAAGCUAACGCCGUCUUUCCAAAUCAGAGAAGAGCCUCGUCGACCGACGUUAAUCUUGGGAACUUGCAAGCACAGGUAAAUAACCGGUUACCAUCACAGCCCGUGGCAAAUCUGAGGGAUAAUGUCAGUGCUAUAACUUUGCGAAGUGGGAAGGAGUUGAGAUCAAUACUAAAGAAAGUCCAAAACAACGAUGAGGAAAACGACACUGAGGUAAAAAAGGUUCGAUUUAGUGAUAGAGCAGAGGAAAAUUUAGCCUUGCCAAAGGCUGAUUUACAACAAUCACAAGUAGCUCCAAAGGAAGCAGGGAUAUCACAUUUACAACAGCCCACUACUUCGUGCGAUACAGCGCCGUUUCCACAGCGUUUGAGGAAGGAAAAAUCAGACGACGUCAAUUCCGAAAUCCUUGAGACGUUUCGUAAGAUUAGCUUAGGCGAAAAUGUAUCUGCGGUAUUUCAAAAGAAACUUCCUAUUAAAUGUAAAGAUCCUGGAAUGUUUUCGAUACCUUGUAAGAUAGGAGACCUUAAACUUGAUAGAGCUAUGCUUGAUUUAGGAGCUUCUAUAAAUGUCAUGCCUAAGAGUAUCUACGAUAAAGUUCAAUUAGGUGCAUUAAAAGACACAGGACUGAUAAUUCAACUUGCGGAUAGGAGUAAUGCCUACCCUGAUGGUGUUCUAGAAGAUGUUCUCGUGCAAGUAAAUGAGUUAGUCUUUUCGGCUGAUUUUUAUGUUUUAGACAUGGGACCUAAUGCUAAUUCGAUUGAUGUACCCUUAGUUUUAGGUAGACCCUUCCUUAAGACAGCUAGAACGAAAAUUGAUGUGCAUAAAGGGAAUUUAACGAUGAAAUUUGAUGGUGAGAUAAUUAAAUUUAAUAUAUUUGAUGCUAUGAGAUAUCCCACUGAUAUUAAUUUUGUGUUUACUCUUGAUGUAAUUGAUAAUUUUGUUCAAGAUGUUUAUGAAUUAGGGGAUGAAGAUGAGUUGAAAAGCAUUCUAGCUAAAGGUAUUUUUGAUAUCGAUGAUCAUGAAUUUAUUGUUUCUGUUUCUUUAAUUGACUCAGUUUGUACAUUAGACUCGCCCAAAUUGACACGAUUCAAGCCGAUCCUCCCUAACCUUACGGUGAUUGGUAUGCAAGUUCCUUCAUUGAUUUUGCCACCUAAAUUAGAGUUAAAAGAGCUGCCCGAAAAUUUAAAGUACAUUUAUUUAGGGGAAAAUCAAACUUUACCAUUGAUAGUGUCGAAUGCCUUGACUGAAUCCCAAGAAUCUAAGCUACUUAGAGUCCUUAAGGAACAUAGAGAAGCUUUCGGUUGGACACUAGCCGACAUUAAGGGACUUAGUAUGACUUUGUGUACCCACAAGAUAGCCUUAGAACCGGACUCAGUCCCCAAAAGAGACCCUUAA